Molecule: messenger RNA, 1722 nt
Organism: Letharia lupina
Lineage: Eukaryota; Fungi; Ascomycota; Lecanoromycetes; Lecanorales; Parmeliaceae
Exons: 2
Coding region: 1-1722 (573 amino acids)
Source: RefSeq, a predicted model, not a curated record
AUGAUACCAACUUCUCGCGGUCUUCUCUCUAUAUCGGAGUAUCUUGCAUUCUUUACUUCUUGUUUCCUUGUCGUUUACGCCCCUUACGCUUCAGCAGGCAACACAGGAAGCUCACUUUCUGCGAUAGACAAUCUUGCUCUAAUCGACGUUGGAAGCUCAUCACCUGCUGCGGCCAAUGCUGAUGAUGCAAGCUUAUCCUCUCAAACUGACAACCUCAUUCCAGCCAAUGCCGACCCAACCAAUAACAUAACGUGUGUCGGAGACAAAUAUGACUUGGACUUACCCAUCAGCGCGGGCUUCAACCCCAACACCGUCAGCAUGCAGCAGCUUUGCGCCAAGACGCAGUUCGGCGGUGGUCCACCCGGCCAACAUGUCGGUGGCUGGUGCCAAUGGGGCCGCUAUUCCAACCAAGUGGUUUUCGACCUAAGCGCGGCCGCACAAAUCAAUCCAGUUCUGGCGAACCCCCGCAUCAUGUUAGGAUGCUCCUACCGCUGCUUUUGCAACUACAACUUGGGACCUAACGCAGCCCAGCCGAGAGCAGUCCCGAAUACAAACGUCUGGGAGUCUGAUCAGACGUACGAGCUGCAGGUCGAGAUAGUUGAUGAUUUUGACGUGGGUUGGACCACGAAUUUGGGAUCGGCUGAGCCUGGCAGCACGGUCGAUGCACCGCAGAUUUCGCACAAGGGAACAGCUGGUACGAGCGAUGUCCAAGUCUACGAAGUACAGACUCUGAGCCAGCUGGCUUAUACCGAGGACAAAUUCAACACUCACCCUCGCUUCACUUAUUCAAGCAUGAAUGCCGAAAAUGAGAUUGAAUGCCAUGGUACCCUGCCCAGAUUUCCGUUCCCCUCGCCUUACCGGGUUUCCGACUUCAGCACCUUGCAGGAGCUGUGCGCAGUGCAGUUCUCCGGCGGCAACAGUGGCGCAAAUGCCGGAGGAUACUGCCACCGCUCCGAUCUGCCCGGCGGCGGUGUUUCCAAAACGGUCUUCUUCUCCGACGAACUCACCCCGCGGCACGACUGGACGUUCAACGGCCCCAACUUCUUCUUCGCCGCCGCCAUCCGCACCUAUUGCUGGCCAUUGUGUGCCUGUAACGGGGUCCCGCAGAAAAAGGGCCCCGCGGCGGACGUUUUCAAUUCCGUACUCUGGAACAUAGUCGCCGGCCAAUCCUUCGCCCAACACGGCGACGGCUCCGUGACGCUCGGCGCCACAGAUUCCCAGCAGGGCGAGAUGCAGAUCCUCCCUCCUCAACCGCCGUCGAACCGCCUCUCGCCGACCCCCCCGGCAGGUACCUGUGGUCCCGACGGCAAGCAAUUCUGUCCCGCGACCUGGCCUACGGAUCUCCUGGGCCCGAUCCCGCGCGCUCCGCCCAACGCAACAUUGAUCGUCGCGGAUGCGAAUCCACCAGCAUCUUCGCACAACUUUACAACAUGCGGCCAGUACUGCAGCGCCCCCUCCGACUGCGGGCCGGGUGACGCCGAGGACGAUUGCUUCUGCGCCAUUCCCUCGGCGCAGGAUGCAAAGACGCUGGGUUUGGACCCCGUUGCGCCCGUUUCGGUCUGCCUGGUGCUGGCGCUGGCGAUUACGGGGAUCAGUGGUAGAGAUGAUUCCUCAUCGCGGUAUCUGGAUGGACGAGGCGAGCCUUAUCAGUGUCCUUGUAAUGUUACGUAUAUCUCGAACGAGUGCUGUGGGAAGAGAGAUGGGAUGGUGUGGGUUGAGUGA